This is a messenger RNA of Saccostrea cuccullata (small rock oyster), 1214 nucleotides long. RefSeq names its product fibrinogen-like protein A. The record is from RefSeq and is a predicted model, not a curated record. The transcript has 5 exons. NCBI's taxonomy places the organism in Eukaryota, Metazoa, Mollusca, Bivalvia, Ostreida, Ostreidae. The coding region runs from base 36 to 1085 and encodes 349 amino acids.
GCUUUUCAUUCGAAAGAAAGGUUACUGCUAUAGACAUGGAAGCUGUAAUAUCACUAUGUUUCGUAUUUUCCAUGUUUAUUAACAAAUCUUAUGGGCAGACAUCUCUGCUUCAAAACAAUACCUCAGAUAAAAAUGGUCUGUUACUUAGUACUGUAACAGGAAAAGUACCAAAUAUGUUACGAGACAUACUGAAACGGGAAUCACUGGAACGCUUAUCUAUGGUGCAGAGGAUACACCAUUUGGAAAGGAAGGAACAGGGAAUUGAAGCAGAGAAUGAAAUAAUUAAAAAAGAAUUGAGUAGGAUGAAUGAGACUUUACAACAGGAAUUCAGAGCAAAAAAUGAUGUCUAUCUUCUGGCUAAAACACUGGAAACUGCUCUUGGGGUUCUGAAUAAAUCAAGUUUACAAUGGACAGAAAUUUCUAAGGUGCCUGACAUAACAGGCAACUACAGCGAUUGCUUGGAUAUUUUACGGAAAUUUCCGAGUCUACAAGGAAUUGAUGGGGUUUUUGAAAUAACAAUAGCCUCCAAGCCAAAGUUUGUGUACUGUGACAUGACAACGGAAGGGGGAGGAUGGACGGCUAUUCAACGAAGACAGGACGGGUCUACAGAUUUUUACAGGACGUGGUCAGAAUAUAAGCAAGGAUUUGGGGAUCCCUCUAAAAACUACUGGAUCGGAAAUGAUGCAAUGUAUGAGUUGACAAAGAACAAGGACCAGGAACUCCGGGUUGAACUACAAAGAUUUAAUGGUGACAAAGCAUACGCUCAGUACUCCACAUUUUAUGUCGGGGAUGAAGACAGUAAAUACAAACUCACCUUGUCGGGGUAUUCAGGAACAGCAGGAGACAGUUUGACUAGUCACAGUGGUAGUAAAUUCAGCACUAAAGAUCAAGACAACGAUAGGUAUAGUCAAAGCUGUGCUACAAAUUGGCAUGGAGCCUGGUGGUAUCAUUCAGGUUGUCAUCACUCACACCUUAACGGAGUGUACGCCCAGUCUGCAUUGUCUGAUUGGAAAUACCCGGUGUGGAGCCACUGGAAAAGUACUGAAGCGCUGCAAAAGACUGCCAUGUUCAUAAGACGCAGUUAAAUGAAGUUGAUGUAUGUUCAAUCCUGACUUGUAAUAUUUUACUCAUGUCAAACAAAAAGCAUACACAACAUUGUGUCAUUUAUUUAUAUCAAUAUAAAAUUAUAUUCUUUAGAUUUUAAUGGACAGUUU